Messenger RNA from Myxocyprinus asiaticus (Chinese sucker), 4462 nucleotides. Its product is annotated as kyphoscoliosis peptidase-like. The record is from RefSeq and is a predicted model, not a curated record. The coding region runs from base 207 to 2735 and encodes 842 amino acids. NCBI's taxonomy places the organism in Eukaryota, Metazoa, Chordata, Actinopteri, Cypriniformes, Catostomidae. The transcript has 8 exons.
GGAGAGGAGAUGAAUAGGAGACACAUCAAGCCAUAUCAUAACGAGGAUUGAAAGGCACUGGGCACAAGAUCAUUUUCUUUCACCUUACUGGACUGAAGCCACCUUUUCACUGCAUCCAACAAACGGCAGAUGACAGACCAGAGCUGUAUUCAAAAUGUCUGUCAUGCCUCAACACCACCAGCAGCACUGAUAUCCACUGUUACAAAAUGAACAACAACAACUCUGAGGUGUCAGGGAAGCUUUCAGUUUACACUCUGACCACAGGGCCAAUGCUGGGCUGUGAGCAACAAAGUAAACAUGAUUGCAAAGAAGCUAAAAAGAUGACUCUAUCAAAGCAAGGACAUGCUGAGGAUAUCCCAAAGGAUGACUUUGUGAAUGUAGUCCUACAUAAAGAGUGGACAUUAAAGAUUGGCAGAUCAUCAAUCACUGAUGUCAACAGAGGUACAUGUAAAAUGACAGAAAGACCUGAAGUUUUAAUCAAUGCAAAAGAGCCAGUCAAGAGCUCUGUGUUUGAAAAGUGGGAAAUGAUGGAUAGAGAUGGACAGAGGACAUUGGCCCAAUGCCAGCUGUCUGAAGAUAGUAAAAAGUCAUGUACUUUUAGACUAAUGAAGAAGACCACAAUGAAGAAAGAGGAAGAACCAAGGAAAGACUUGAAGAUGCCCUCCACUCACUCAGGAAAACUAAGAGACAGCAGAGACAAUAAGAGCACAUUAAAUGAGCCCAGUUCCAGAAGAAUACUUCCAAAAGACCUCAUCCCCAACCCUGAAGUCUUCAGCAAGGUUGAUGCACAAGCAAUCAAUGUAGGAAGAGAGUUAGGAAGCAAGGAGAUCUUCUCGGUAACAGCAAUCACACAGGCUAUUACAGAUGGGGUAAGCAGUGAUUUGGAGAAACUGCGUGCUAUCUGGAUCUGGCUUUGCCACAACAUCGAGUAUGAUGUGACGGGAUAUCUGGGCCUAACUGAGAAGAUCUGCUGUCCUGAGCAGGUCAUUGUGACUGGACGAGGUGUGUGCUGUGGCUACUCCAGCGUCUGCUUACAAAUGUGCAGGGAAGCUGGUAUUGAGUGCAGAGAGGUGUCAGGCCAUGGUAAAGGCAUUGGUUAUCAGCAGGGUCAGAGUUACCAGAACACUAAAUCCAGCCACAUGUGGAAUGCAGUGUGUCUGGAAGGACACUGGUACCUGUUGGAUGCCUGUUGGGGAGCUGGGAGGGUGGACCUAGACAACAGAGCAUUCAUAAAAAGAUAUGAAGAAUUCUACUUCCUGACCGACCCUGAGAACUUCAUCAACUCUCACUUUCCUGAUGAGGAGGAGUGGCAGCUUUUGGAGAGCCCCAUUCAGUUGGAGGAGUUUGAGAAGAGAGUGCUGAAAACGUCUGAUUUUUACAGAUUAAAUUUAACCCUAAUCUAUCCAAAACACUUCCUGUUAGUUACAGAGAAUGAUGAGGCGACAGUAUUGAUGGGUUUCCCUCAGCCAGUGGACUUCACCUAUCAAAUUUCCCAGCGUAGCGGCAGUGAACAACAGCAGCUGAGCAACUCCACUGGACUCAUGUCAACCACCCAAAGCACCAUGAAAUUACGCCUGAUGCCCCUAAACUCUGGCACAUAUGAUAUCAUGGUCUUUGCCUGCCCUGGAAACACCUCCAGAACAUUCAGCUGGGUUUGUUCCUUCCAGCUGAAAUGCCUAGCACCAAAAAUCUCUGAAGAGCUGCCAGAGAAUCCCUACCUCACCUGGGGUCUGCAGCAAGACGCUAUGAGUGUAGGACUCAAGCCUUGCAAAUAUGGAAAUGAUAUCAUUUUGCUAGAGUCUGGAUCCUUUGAAUUGCAUUUAAAGACUACCAGACCACUUAUGAUGUUGUGUGAACUAAGCCAUAAGGACCUGGAUAAGACUUUAGCUGAGAAAUGCUUGGCCAUUCAGACUGAGCCAGACCAACUCACAUGCAACAUCCUUUGCCCUUACCUUGGUUACUACAGACUUUCUGUGUUUGUUAGGGAAUGGGAAAAUGCAGCAGACAGCUUCCAGAAUGCCGGCAACUUUCUUCUCCACUGUACAGGUUGUCCUGUCAACCUAAAUGAGCUUUUCCCCCAUGGCCUCAUUAGUUCCUGUGGUCCUGGAACCAGGGCCCUGGAGGCGGGCCUCACCAGAUUCAGCCAUGCAGAGGCUCUUGUUUAUACACAGCAGGGAAAGUGCAACAUCACCUUUCAGAACCAUCAAGAUCUAGAUCUCCAUGGUGUUUUAACUAAAGAAAAGUACAAUCAACCAGAGAAUCCUCUUUUGAACCAUGUUUUCUUCACCUACAAUGGGAGCAAUGUCACCGUGAGCAUCUCCCUUCCUGAGUGUGGAGUCUACAAGUUAGGCCUCUAUGGAAAGACUUCCUUCAAGCAAGAAUUCAGCUUGCUGUGUGAUUAUAUCUUAAAGAACACCUCCAUGAAUAAGUGGUCCCCAUUUCCAUGCACAUACAAAGCCUGGAAAAAGGGUAGUGUGCUGUUUGAACCUCGCACGGGAAUGCUAGAGCCAUUUUCCUGGGUGAGAUUUCGUCUGCGUGUCCCAGGGACACGAAAAGUGAGUGUGCAAGGAGAGCAGAGAGUAGAUCUUCAGCUCAGUAAGAGCAGAGUGUGGGAAGGCGAGGUGUUCACAGGUAGAGGGCCACAGCUCAAGCUUGCUGCCAGCCAAAGUGAGACCUCCAAUGAAAUGGCCAUCCUGUUGUCCUUCAGUGUGCUGGAUCCAAAAAAUCAGAUAUGAGACAAAUUGAGCAAUGUGAAUAAUUAAGCAAUGACGUGCGAACGGCUGUGCUAUAUAGAGAUAUUCAGUCAUGUCAUCUAUUUUAAGGUAACCCAGAAGACUACUGCUGCAUUCCAUUCAACUCUGAAAAAGGGAAUUUCCAACUUCCUACUUGGAAAAUUACAAUAGAACACCACUUGAAGUCAAACUUCCAACUUGGAAAGAAAUCCUCAACUCAGAUUUUGCCGAGAUGCAGGUGCAUGAUGUUAGACAAACAUGUCGGUACCCAGAGAGAUGUACAAAGUUUAUAAAAAACAUUUAAUUUUAGGCAAAUAAAAAAAUCAAUGUGUAAAAUUCCUAUAUUACAUGACAAUAAAACUUGUUUAGUCAACGUUUGCAGAGACAGGUGUGUAAAACAUGGUAAACUAUACUCUCUCUGGUAACAAUUAACACCUGCUAAGGCAAGCUAACUGGACCACUGCAGGUUUGUUUCCUUCUAGUCAUUGGAGAUACCAAGUCAGAAUACCCCUUGAAUGGAGCACAGCAUAAUUUGCCACUGGAAUUUGCUAUUUCUUUGUAGAACAGCUGUUUUGCAUUUAUGAAUACAAUAAGGUCUGUGGUAAACAUUGCUUGAAGAGACGUUCACGUUUUGUUCUACAACAUAAACUUAACCCAGUAAAAAAUGACAUACCUCAAACUUGAAUUUUGAAGCGGCUGUGUUUUUAAAAAAUUAAGUUGCUAUCAAGUUGUUACUUGAGGAAUACAACAGUCGUCUGAUUGGUCAAGCAUGCAGACUCAUAUGAUUUGUGGUAGUUGUAGUAAUUAUUUAGCAACUUAUUAGCAACAUACAAUUUUAAACACAACGGCUUCAAAAUGCACACUAGAGGUAAGACCAUGUGUAAUUUAUGCUGGAGAACAAAACAUGAGAGACUCUUCAACUAAUAUUAACCACAAACCUUGCUUUACUCAUAUCCAUUUUAGGACUACAAACUUUACAGGCUAGGCUCAAAACUUAAAUAAUCACAAGGCUUUUCCUUCAUGGUUCUUAAUACACUCUUCCUAAGAAUAGGGCCAUAUCUCAGAUUAAUUAAACACAUGAACUUAAAUGCAACUCGUGAACUUGUCUGCCUGUGGUGUGAUGAAAAGGUCAUAGCUUGAGCUGGUGCAUAGAAUCCACUCUCUCCUUGUUCUUUGUUUAGCUUUGGCAUUAGCCUGAUUUGUAGACAGUGACACUUUGUCGCUAGUCACUGCAAAACUGUACUGAUCUGUGAGGUCAUUGUGUGUUGAUUUUGAGGUAGUUCGAUCUAACGUAAUAAUUUAUAUAUAUAUAUAUAUAUAUAUUGUGUUGCGAAUGAGAAUGCCUGAAAUGAUCACAUAUUUUUGGAGGCAUAAAUACUUUUUGAAUAAUUUAAAUAAGUCAAAGGAUAGUAUUUGUAGUAAAAAAAAUAAAAAAAUAAAAAAAACCUUCCUAUAAAGAAUAACCAAAGACCAUGAACACCUCCUAAAACACUGUUAGGUGGAAAUUUAUUUGUUUUUGCUGCCUCAAACACAAAAGACAUUCAUUUGAAAUAUGCAUGUACUGACAUUGUAGCUCCAAGAUGUACUCUAGAUUGUACUAAAAAUAUUGCAGUACAUAUUGUAUUUCUAUCACUAUCACUAUAGCCCCAGGAGGCCGUUCACCCAAAGUGUGAGAUAUGAGAUAAUAACCAUAAAUAAAUAAAUAAAACUUUUCUUACCAUUUAAUUUCA